Messenger RNA from Didymodactylos carnosus, 663 nucleotides. NCBI's taxonomy places the organism in Eukaryota, Metazoa, Rotifera, Eurotatoria, Philodinida, Philodinidae. The record is from the annotation of a GenBank genome assembly.
AUGGUAGAUCUAAUUAUAGAUAUAUUUAUAUUACUCUUAACAUUGAUUCGUAAUUUUACUAUGCUUUUGACGUUCGAUAAUCCUCUUUUAUGGAAGAAAUUUGGUAUCUGGCAUCCUCAGGCUGAGUUUGAAGGACCGGCCUAUAAACUUUUUCCUCCGCGGCGACACAGUAAAUUACAUGAUCAUAGUAAAGAAGAAAUCAAAUCAUUGAAAUUAAAGUCAAUCAAAGUUUAUGGCCAGGUAGUUGAUUUUGAUACUGGAAAACCGCUUGAAAAUGCUAAGCUUGACUUUUGGCAAUACCACCCAUUAACAGGAUAUAGUGUAUUUGGUUAUAAUUUCAGAGGCUAUUUUUUAACUGAUAAACAAGGAAAAUAUGAAAUUGAAACAUUGAUACCUGUUCCUGAAACAUCAAUACGACCAAGCCAUAUUCAUGUUAUAGUAAGCUCAUCUGGCUAUAAUAAAUUAACAACUCAAUUAUAUGUAAAUCCUGAAAUCAAAACUGAUUUUCUCAAUAAUUUCAGACCUUUUCCACAACAUUUAGUUUUAGCUGUUGAACAAACAAACAAAGAUGAUGAUAUACCACAAGCUAAAUUUACAUUCAGAUUAAGAGUCACUGCACGAGUGAGACAGCCAAAGUUGCUCAAUCGAUGUUUGAGUUUUUGA